UCCGAUAUCCGAUGCAUGUGUCAGUGUGUUGAGGAUUGUGACAGCCACAGCGCAAACCACUUUGGUUACAAUUUCAAAUAAAAUGUCCUAUCAUAUCGAGAGAUUACCUACCACUCCUUAUUUUGACCAAAAACCGGGUACGAGUGGUUUGAGAAAAAAGGUGAAAGUGUUUCUGCAACAAAAUUACACCAUUAAUUUUGUUCAAAGCAUUUUAAAUGCUCUUGGGAAUCGCGUUGAUGGCUGCACGUUAAUUAUUGGUGGAGAUGGCAGGUACUAUAUGAAAGAAGCCAUUCAAAUUAUUAUUCAAAUUUGCGCUGCAAAUAAAGUUUCCAAAUUAAUUGUGGGUCAGAAUGGCAUUUUAUCUACACCUGCUGCUUCAAAUCUCAUACGACUACAUAAAACACUCGGAGGAAUCAUUUUAACUGCUUCUCACAAUCCAGGUGGUGUAGAAAAUGACUUUGGAAUAAAAUUCAAUUGUGAAAAUGGUGGCCCCGCACCAGAUAAUUUAACUGCAGAUAUUUUUGAGUUGUCAAAAAUUCUAUCUGAUUACAAAAUUUGUAAUAAUUUGCAAUGUAAUAUUGACAUUAUUGGAAAUUAUUCUUACAAUAUUGAAGGUCAAGAGUUUUCUAUUUCAGUAAUCGACCCGUUGGAAGACUAUAUAAAUUUAAUGAAAACUAUAUUUGAUUUCCAUGGCAUUCAAAGUUUCAUUGCCAAUGGUUUUGAUGGAAGUCCUUUGAAAUUGUUGAUUGAUUCCAUGAACGGUGUUACUGGCCCUUACGUAGAAAGAAUAUUUGUUCAAGAAUUAAAAUGUGAUAAAAGCAGUAUCACAAGAAUGAAACCUCUUCCAGAUUUUGGUAACAUUCACCCAGAUCCCAAUUUAACUUAUGCAAAGACUCUUGUGGAUAGAGUAGGCAAUGAAAAUUGCCAUAUCGGGGCAGCAUUUGAUGGGGAUGGAGAUCGUAAUAUGAUUAUUGGUCGUGGACCUGUAUUUGUAACACCUAGUGAUUCUUUAGCAGUUUUGGCCCACCAUUUGAAAUGCAUACCAUAUUUCUCUCAAAAUGGUGUCAAAGGUUUUGCUCGAAGUAUGCCCACGUCUACAGCUAUUGAUAAUGUUGCCUCUCAAUUGGGAAUUGAUAUAUAUGAAGUUCCUACAGGUUGGAAAUAUUUUGGAAAUUUAAUGGAUGCUGGAAAAUUGUCUCUUUGUGGAGAGGAAAGUUUUGGUACUGGUUCUGAUCAUAUAAGAGAAAAAGAUGGUGUUUGGGCCUUAUUAGCUUGGUUAUCAAUCAUGAAACACACAAAUAAAGAAAUUAAAGAUAUUUUAUCAGACCACUGGAAGUUAUAUGGCAGGAAUUAUUUUUUGCGAUAUGACUAUGAAGAAUGUUCAACUGAGAGCUGUGAUGAAAUGAUGAAAUACUUGUUUGAUGUAAUUUCUGAUCCUAGUAUAAUAGGAAAAAAAUUUGAUAGUUUACAGAAACAAUAUCAAGUUAAAACUGCUGAUGAAUAUUCUUAUAGAGAUCCGAUUGAUGAUAGUUUUGUUUCUAAACAAGGUCUAAGAUUUAUAUUUGAUGAUGGUUCAAGAUUUAUAAUUAGAUUAAGUGGAACUGGAAGUUCUGGCACUACCGUCAGGUUAUAUUUAGAUUCUUAUGAGAAAACUGAUAUUGAUAAAGAUGUUCAGUCCACGCUGCAGCCUCUCCUUGAAUUAGCUUUAAACAUAUCUCGAUUACGAGAAUAUACUGGUCGUUGUUCUCCAACUGUUAUUACAUAG
Messenger RNA from Ctenocephalides felis (cat flea), 1765 nucleotides. RefSeq names its product phosphoglucomutase (gene Pgm1). Bases 83 to 1765 code for a protein of 560 amino acids. Lineage: Eukaryota; Metazoa; Arthropoda; Insecta; Siphonaptera; Pulicidae. Gene Ontology annotation, biological process: carbohydrate metabolic process. Gene Ontology annotation, cellular component: cytosol. Gene Ontology annotation, molecular function: magnesium ion binding; phosphoglucomutase activity. The record is from RefSeq and is a predicted model, not a curated record. The transcript has 2 exons.